Molecule: messenger RNA, 1346 nt
Organism: Eufriesea mexicana
Lineage: Eukaryota; Metazoa; Arthropoda; Insecta; Hymenoptera; Apidae
Exons: 8
Coding region: 1-936 (311 amino acids)
Source: RefSeq, a predicted model, not a curated record
AUGACUCAGUCUGUUCGUGACAAGAAACUAUGCGUGGACAUGGCAACGGAAGGUUGCGUGAGCAGAGUCAGUCCGAGGUACGUCAGUGCACAAGAUGAAUCGUUGGAGCGGAAAGGUAGCGAUAGUGACAGGCGCGAGUGUCGGUAUAGGUGCCGCGAUAGCGAAAUCUUUGGGAAGCCACGGAGUAACAGUGGUCGGCUUGGCAAGGCAAUUGCCAAAGCAUCGGGAACUUAUCGCGGAAAUCGGCAAGAACAAGUUUUACCCGAUCGAAUGCGAUGUGACAAAGGAAGAAGACAUUCUGAAGACGUUCAAAUGGGUGGAGAAGGAGCUCGGUGGCACAGAUAUUUUAGUGAACAACGCUGGAAUCCUCACCUUAAAUCCUAUCAUAGUAUCUCAUUGCAUGAGAAUCUCAUGAAAUUCUGCGGAGGAAGAAGAGGCGACAAAAUGAAUCCCGAAUCUUCUGUUGUAGAAUCGAAUAGCGAAGAAUGCCGUAAUCUUAUAGAGACCAACCUGAUAGCUCCGGCAAUUUUUGCACGAGAAGCCAUACUCUCCAUGAAGAAACGUAACGCAGCCGGUCACAUAGUCAACAUUAACAGCAUAGCUGGACUAUUCGCUGAAACUUUACCCAUAUCACUCGGCAUGUAUUGUCCAAGUAAAUACGGCCUCAGAGCUCUGGGUACGGAACUUCGACACGAAAUAAUUAUGGCUAAAUUGAACAUCAAAAUCACGAACAUCAGUCCUGGUCCUGUAGACACCGACAUGAUAAGAAAUGCAUUGCCAAAUGUAGACACCAAGUCUGCCCGAAUGUUGCAAGACAUAGACGUCGCCAACGCAGUCGUUUACACCUUGGGUACACCUGAAGGUGUGGAGAUUACCGAAAUUACGCUAGUGCCACAAAAUCAAAAUUUAGGUGUACCAAGAGAUUUCCCCCGCUAGUCACAGAGGUAUGGACGAAACUUUGACGAUUUAGGAAAACACAAAGAUGUUUAUGGUGACAGAAGAAAGUUAACAUACAUAAUUGAAGAAAAUUGUGGAAAUAAAGAGGCACGUUAAUCUACGUUUCCCUCACAACAUUCUCUAAUUGAUUUUUACCUUGUAGUGUAUUAAUUUACAUUAUUCAAUUGAUUAUCUUAAAUAACAAGAUACAGAAAUUGCUGUGAACGAAAGAAUAAAUAGAAAUGCAGUUUAUUUGUCUGUUCCCACAGAUAUGCUUAUAAUGAUGUUAUAUCCCUAAUUUACUAUUUAUCUCGACAAACCAGAUAUGUUUAAGCACAUAAGCUAGAGAACAUUGUGUAACCGAAGACUAUCAAGCGAGUUAAAGAUUUAAAAUUCUAUUUGAUAAAAAG